Hydractinia symbiolongicarpus is the source of this 1212-nucleotide messenger RNA. Its product is annotated as ras-related protein Rab-2. The transcript is spliced from 8 exons. Gene Ontology annotation, cellular component: Golgi apparatus. Gene Ontology annotation, molecular function: GTP binding; GTPase activity. NCBI's taxonomy places the organism in Eukaryota, Metazoa, Cnidaria, Hydrozoa, Anthoathecata, Hydractiniidae. The coding region runs from base 112 to 750 and encodes 212 amino acids. The record is from RefSeq and is a predicted model, not a curated record.
UGGUAUUAAUACGCAUGCCCCAAACAAAGAUCACGGAGAGCAAGAAAACAAGAGCGGAAUGAAAUAAAAGAUUUUAUAAAUUUCCAAUAUUUCCAUCUAGAAUCUAUAAAAAUGUCGUACGCAUAUUUAUUUAAAUAUAUUAUCAUUGGAGAUACAGGUGUUGGAAAAUCAUGUUUAUUGCUACAGUUUACAGACAAAAGAUUCCAACCAGUACAUGAUUUAACAAUUGGUGUUGAAUUUGGUGCACGCAUGAUCACAAUUGAUGGAAAGCAAAUAAAGUUGCAAAUAUGGGAUACAGCUGGUCAAGAAUCAUUCCGUAGCAUUACCAGAUCAUAUUACAGAGGAGCAGCUGGUGCUUUAUUGGUGUAUGACAUUACAAGGAGAGACACAUUUAAUCACUUGACCACAUGGCUUGAAGAUGCUCGUCAACAUUCCAGCUCAAAUAUGGUGAUUAUGUUAAUUGGAAACAAAAGUGAUUUGGAAGCAAGACGAGAAGUGAAGAAGGAGGAGGGUGAGGCCUUUGCAAGAGAACAUGGUUUGAUAUUUAUGGAGACUAGUGCUAAAACAGCUGCUAACGUCGAAGAAGCUUUUAUCGGAACGGCAAAAGAAAUAUACCAAAAGAUUCAGGAGGGAGUAUUUGACAUCAACAAUGAGGCUAAUGGUAUCAAACUUGGACCUCAACACUCAGCUUCCAGUCCUUCACCAAAUUUGAGUGGCGGUGGUGGCCAAACAGGCGGCGGUUGUUGCUAAAUACUAAAAAAUUGAUAGCUAAAUUAAAGUUAUUUGAAUUUUUUUGUCUCGGGAAUUGUAUAAUUGUAUUAUAUAUGAGAACAUAGUAAUAAUAUUACUGGCGACAAGUAAAUUUCAAUAUACCAAUGUGGUAGCAAGGUAUUUUAGUACAACUAAAAAUGGACGCUUGUUAGCUUAGUUGCUUGCUUACCAAACAAAACGUAUGAUUUCUUAUAAUUUUUUUAUUUAUUUAUUUGAUAUAGUGAAGUCAUUCUAAAAUCAGCGUGAAGAGUCUGUUGUUUAAAUACUAAGAAUUAUUUAAAAUUUUAAAAAAUACUUUGUGAUCUUUUAUUUUCGAUUUAUGUUCCAUCUGAGGCGGAGGGUAUUAAAUGUUGUAGUAACAUCACAUAUAGCAAAUUACACUUCUUAUUGUAUUUUUCUUUGUAAUAAUUAUCUAUUAUCAAAAAUUUGCAUGUUAUGGCA